Molecule: messenger RNA, 833 nt
Organism: Camponotus floridanus (Florida carpenter ant)
Lineage: Eukaryota; Metazoa; Arthropoda; Insecta; Hymenoptera; Formicidae
Exons: 5
Coding region: 118-534 (138 amino acids)
Source: RefSeq, a predicted model, not a curated record
UUUCAUUACCUAUCUGACGCUAGCGUCUAGUCGAUCACGUGACCUCUUUUUGAACGCUAGCGUCAAAAGAAAAAAGCUGGAUUUGUUCAGCUUCAAGCGUCAAGCAGUGCCUCAAAAAUGUCUGUGGAAAACGAAUUUGAAAUGGUUCAAACAUGUGGGCUUUGCGAAAUGGUCAUUCCCAUUGAAAAUAUUAAUACUCAUCCUUGCUUAGAAGGAUAUUCUAAGUAUUAUGUUAAUAAUUCAACAUUAUACUUUUAUCCAAUGACAGAUGACGGACGAAACAUAAUAAGAAAAAGUUUAAUUGAGAAUGAUGAAAUAGUAGUAAUAGAGGCAAAAGAAAAUAAUAAAAAAAAUUUAUAUAAUAAUUCUAAUAAGGAAAAUUUGUCAAAUAAUAUUCAACAUUUAAAAAGGAAGCUCCCAAUGACAACUAAUAUUCCAGAAUCAAAAAGAAAAUUCAAAACAGGUUUGUCAUUCGACGAAGAAGAGCUGUUGAUUCUGGAAGUACAAAAACGAGAAGAUGGAAUUUUCAAUUAGAUAUUAGACAAAGAAAUCCGAAAGAAAGAAAUAAAUUGUGGCAGGAAGUUUCUGAGGCAUUAAAUGGUGUAAUUAGCCCAGAAACAGCUAAAAAUAAAUUUAAAUCUUUACAUGAUACUUAUCGUAAAAUUAUUCAAUCUGAACAAAAGGCAAGUGGAUCUGCAACACCAAAUACUACUCGCUUGUGGCAACAUUAUAAUAAUAUGGAAUUUUUGCGUGACUCUUGUUUGGUCAAAACGUAAGUUUUGCUUUCGUAUUUAUUAAAGUGCAAAUGUAAAACAAAUUUUUAAAAUUUUCUA